AUGUUAAGAUUAUUAAGUAUCAAUAGUUUAAGUAUCCCUUGUUAUCGUAUGGUAACAGGAGCAAUUGCAACUCGAUAUAGGCCUUAUAGUAACGAUCUUGAUUUGAUCCAAUUGCUACAAAAUCAACAAGCUGCCGAAAAGGAUGCUAGCCAGCAAAAGAACGAUGAAGAUCAAUCCAAUAACAUAUCUGAUUUAUUAGCAUCCAUGAAAGUUGAUAGAACUACCAGUAGUUACGAUAUUACACCAGAAUUUUUAGCUCAAACUGCUGCUUUAGCUAAAUUAGAAAAGGAACUUCAGUCACCUGCGCCAUCAGAAGAAAAACUUGUAGGACAAGAAGAGAAGCUUGUAGAGCAAGAAAAGAAGCUUGUAGAGCAAGAAAAGAAGCUUGUAGGGCAAGAGGAGAAGUUCUUAGGGCAAAAAGAAAAGCUAGUAGGAGAGGAGCAGGCAGGAAAACAAGAAGAAGUGAAGCAAAAAACAGAGCAAAUUCAAAGCCAACCUGUACGCAAUGUCAUCAAUCGUAAAGAGGAAAUCUUAAAAGCAUUUCAAGAUGUCGCGAAUUGGAUACCAAAUUACAAUAAUGAAAUUCAAGAUGUCUCCCAAUAUAAUCAUCUCCUGCAUGAAAUAUUCCAUACCGAUAAACUAACCUCGAAGGAGACCGACACGCCACCUAAAGUUAAGUCAGCUGGAAAUGUGGCUAGUAAUAAAUCUACGAUAUCACUAGGAAGCGGCGACGGGCCCAGACUAACUGCAGAAGUAAUGUCUUGUCACAUAUGUUCCAACUAUACAUAUGAGCACAGUAUCUUAGCUUAUCUAAAACAGCAUCCAUUGAUGUUUUCUCCAACAACCCAACCAAAGUUAAACUUGCGGCAAAAUAUAUAUCUGCAUUUAAGCAUGCUAAUAACAAAUCCAUUCGAGAAUUGCGUAGCCAAAUUAGACCCAUCAAUGGAUAUACUAAAUUAUUGGAUAAUAGUAACAAAGAGUGGAAGUUUCCGAUCAAUAACGAAGAUGCCAAAAGGUUCCGUACGUCAUUUUGCUAGCUUAAUUAUUACUGGCUUACAGCAAAACCCUCAUUUAUCUGUUGCAGAAAAAGUGAAGCAUAUUAAUUGGUAUAAAAAAUUCUUCCUAAAAAAGCAAGAUGAACUGCAAUAA
Molecule: messenger RNA, 1149 nt
Organism: Trichoplax adhaerens
Lineage: Eukaryota; Metazoa; Placozoa; Uniplacotomia; Trichoplacea; Trichoplacidae
Exons: 7
Coding region: 1-1149 (382 amino acids)
Cellular component (GO): mitochondrial small ribosomal subunit
Molecular function (GO): structural constituent of ribosome
Source: RefSeq, a predicted model, not a curated record